AAUUUCUGAGUCCAAUUAAAAUGGGUAUUUAGCACAGCUCUAUAGCCUGUAGGCUCUGUUAUCUCUUGGCCGCACACUCAUUCAUCAUGGCGUUUGCCUCCGCAAGCCCCGAAAACACCUCCAAAAGAUUUAUUGAAAAUGCAAUUAAAAACAAACACAGCUUCAUCCAGUUGUUUGCAAUGACCGGAAUAUUUUUGUUGAGCGCCAAAUCAUUGGCUCAGAAGUACCGCCUCCGUGACCUUGAAGAGGACACUUCAGCUCUUAAGGAAGAACAAGAAUCCCUAACAAAUCGCAUGAACAACAUUAAGCGCAGUCUCCUCCACGAAGCCGCUCUUGAACCCACCGGCGGCUUCGCUUCUCGUCUCCGCCUACUCUUCGGCGAGGAAGCUUGACUCAAACGGAGCGAUUUGUGAGUCAUUUUGUGAUUUCAUGUAUUUCAUAUUAAGGAUAUAUUGAUUUUAGAGUUACUGUUAUUAUUUGAGGCAAUAAGAAACGAAGAUGUGGACUAAAACGGAUCAAAUUUGUAUGAACUGAUUGACUACUUUGAUGA
This is a messenger RNA of Mangifera indica (mango), 550 nucleotides long. RefSeq lists its product as uncharacterized. Bases 87 to 392 code for a protein of 101 amino acids. NCBI's taxonomy places the organism in Eukaryota, Viridiplantae, Streptophyta, Magnoliopsida, Sapindales, Anacardiaceae. The transcript has a single exon. The record is from RefSeq and is a predicted model, not a curated record.